AUGGCGGCCACGGACCAUUCCCGCUCCGAAGCUGCCAAACAGCGACGGCAGGAUCAGCUCCAGCGAUGGCUGGGCUCGGAGACGGACCGGACGGGGUCGGAGGGCCGGAAAAGCACGGGAAGUUCUGGGACGCGGCGGGCUAAAGUGCAGUUCGCACAGGGCGCCGUGUUUAUGGCCGCCUGCUCCGCCGGAGACCGGGAGGAGGUGGCGGCGCUGCUCCGACAAGGAGCCGACAUCAACCACGCCAACGUAGACGGGCUGACAGCGCUGCACCAGGCGUGCAUCGAUGAAAAUGCAGAAAUGGUGCAGUUCCUGGUGGAGAACGGGAGCGACGUGAACAGAGGGGACAAUGAGGGCUGGACGCCUCUGCACGCUGCGGCCUCCUGCGGCUUCAUCCAGAUCACCAAAUAUCUGAUCGAGCACGGUGCUAACGUUGGUGCAGUUAACAGUGAAGGAGAGCUCCCUCUGGAUGUGGCCACUGAAGAUGCCAUGGAGAGGCUUCUGAAAGCUGAGAUCAAGAAACAAGGGAUAGAUGUGGAUAAAGCCCGAAAGGAGGAGGAGAGGAUCAUGCUCCAGGAUGCCAGGGCGCUGCUGGAAGGAGGCGGCUCCUUGACGCCUCACCCCAACACCAAGGCGACCGCCCUGCAUGUCGCCGCAGCCAAAGGUUACAUCGAAGUCUUGAAGGUGCUGUUACAGUGCAGGGUGGAUGUGGACUGCAGAGACGUAGACGGCUGGACGCCUCUGCAUGCAGCAGCUCACUGGGGACAGGAGGAGGUGUGCACCCUGCUCGCUGACCACAUGUGCGACAUGGCCGCCGUUAACAACGUGGGGCAAACGCCUCUAGACGUUGCAGACGAGAACCUGGUGGACGCCCUGGAGGAGCUGCAGAAGAAACAGAACGCUUUACGCAGCGAGAGACAGAAACAGAGUCCUGUUAUUGAGACCAAUCAACCAAUCUCCAUGGUACCAGUCCGCACUCGCAGGACAUCUAUCUCUCGCAUGAGCAGCAAGGAGAAGAUAGGCAUCCAUGAGCGGGAGAAGCACCCGCCUCCUGCCCUGCCCAGUAGUCCGGCCGAGGAUGAUGAGGAGGAAGGCCAUACGGGGCAGAGCCAGGCGAAGUCCUCCAGCAGCUCCAGCUCAGAGGAGGAGAGCGAGUCGGAGAGCGACGCCGAGUCCGAGAAAGCUAAAAAUAGAGAAAUCAUAAACAACUUAAACAACAAGCGAAACACCAGCAGCAUGCUGUCUACCUCCAUGUCGGGGAGUACCACUGCAAGCCAGGGGAAAAAGGAACCAAGUAAUCCUCCGGCCACCGAGUCUCCGGGCUCAUGGAGGACGUCCCUGAGGAAGGCGGGCAGCUCGGUGACCCUGGGCUCAGCUGGGCUCUCAGACUCCAUCCAGGACCCAAGCAGGGCCACAGAGUCUGGACUCAGAAUGAACCGCUCCGCCUCCAGCCCGCGCCUCAGCUCUGAGGCCAACACCAAGGAGCCAAGGCUCGCUCGUGUGCCGCCAACUCCGACACGGAGACUCUUCAGUAUUCCAGAUAACAGCUCUGACGGCUCCAGCAGCUGGCUAAGCCGUAGCUCGUCUUACACUCGGCGACUUCAUAGUCAGUUAGGGAAUGAGUUCACUAGCUCCACGCCAUCUUUGCUGCACAGCUCGUCUUACACGAAGAGACUGGAUGACGCCAACUUGACCUCAUCAAGUACAGGAACCAGCUCUGCUGGACUCAGCCGCCUUAAUAGUCUGUUAGCUCAGAGGAAUCCUCAGGAACAGAUGGAGAAGAAAGAGCCGCCGUCCACCAACACCUCCGUUUCUCAAAGCUUGACGACAGGCGACCAGGAGGGCAAACAGAGGCGCAAGUCGUAUCUGACUCCCGUACGAGACGAGGAAGCAGAGGCCCAGAGGAAAGCCCGCUCCCGCCACGCCAGGCAGUCCCGACGCUCCACCCAGGGGGUUACACUGACAGACUUGCAGGAAGCAGAGAAAACGAUCAAAACCACAAAGACGGAGGGCAAAGGGAGAGAAAAGAACGAGGAAGAAGAGAAGGAAGCCAAACAGAAGAAGGCAGACGAAGGGGAAGUCAGCUGGAGAUCUCGUAUAGCCAGCCUGCAGAAGUCAGACCUGCUGGGUCUGACGCAGCCUGCCGGCUCUGCUCGCCCCGAGGCAUCUGAAAGGAAAGAUGUUGAGUCCAUUACAGGAGAGAGCGAGACUGAAAGAUGGGACAGAGAGCGCAGGGAGAGGCGUCAGGCUCGGGCCAGGAGGAAGGCGCAGCGGAGCGGAGAGGGCGAAGACGUCCAGCCCGCCGCAGAGGAGGAGUUCUCAGGGAGUGGGCCGGAUCCACAGAAAGACAAAGACACCAGUUCAAGGUUGGACAGCUUGUAUAACAGCCGCACCCAGAGAGAGGGAUCAGAGGCUAAAGAUUAUAAAAAGCUGUUUGAGGAGGUGUCGAGGGAAAACAGUCAGCUCCAGUCGCAGCUGCAGGACACCCAGAGGAUCAUCAGCCAGACUCGGCUGGAGGUGGAGAAGGCGGCGCAGAGACAAGAGCGCCUCACCGACUGCUCAGCGCUGCUGGAGCUAGAGAGGAAGGACCGGAGGAUGUUGGAGCGGCGCAUGGCAGAGCUGGAGGAGGAGCUAAAGGUGAACCAUUCCUCUCAGCAGUCUGAGGGACAGAAAUGAGUCUGUGCUGCUGGAGGAGCACAUCUGGGGCAAAGCUGCGUGAGACCUGAGGCCUUCUGGCUCAAGUUAAGCAUCUGUUUGGCCCAUCUGAGAGCAGAGAUGGACCAACUGUCCUGGAUGCUGGGAGAGCUGACAGCAGCGAAGCUCCUAAAAAGGAAGAGCCGAGGCGCUCUCUGUAAAUAUCCCUCAGGUCUGAGAAAGGCCUAGGAAGGGAGCUGGAGAGGAAGAGGGAAGCGGAUGGAUUGCAGCCUUAUAUGGACACAGUGCUGCUGUUCCCAUGGUCUGUGGCUCUGACAACCGGCAGGAUGCCAGAAGCUGCACAGAACGGCUCCCUGGCGCCACCUAGAGUUUCAGCUCAUGUAUUGCUUUUAUCCGGCUGGGAAAAUGGAAACAUUCGCAUUUUCAUCCAUUUUCUUAAAUUUAUAACUAAUGGUUUCAGAUUUAACUUUGCGUCAUCUUGAAAAACU
Cyprinodon tularosa is the source of this 3143-nucleotide messenger RNA. RefSeq names its product protein phosphatase 1 regulatory subunit 12A. The record is from RefSeq and is a predicted model, not a curated record. Lineage: Eukaryota; Metazoa; Chordata; Actinopteri; Cyprinodontiformes; Cyprinodontidae. Gene Ontology annotation, cellular component: Z disc; A band; cytoplasm. Gene Ontology annotation, molecular function: enzyme inhibitor activity; protein kinase binding; phosphatase regulator activity. The transcript is spliced from 24 exons. Bases 1 to 2676 code for a protein of 891 amino acids. Gene Ontology annotation, biological process: signal transduction.